AUGCCGAUGCACGCGCCGAAAGCCAUGCCUCCUUCACAACAAUGUAAUUUCCAUAUUUCCCCCGAACACCUUCUACAUCCUCCGGUCUGGCGAGUCCUGUCCGUUCCUGUUACCACUUCCUUUGCUGACCUCCAUCGCGCGCUCCAAGUCGCUUUCGGCUGGAAGUCAGUACACAGCUAUGAGUUCGGCGUCCAUGACCCUGAGUACGAACCGAUUGCCGGUGGAGACGAGCGUGUCUUGCAAGUGAUGAAGAAGAUCCAGACACUGACAAAAAGGGUCGACGAUUCACGCAAGUAUCUUCUACGAAUUCUCGACGACGCAAAGUAUGGAACCAGAAGCGUCGGACCUGAGCCAAGUGAUAGGGCUCGCAAAAGUGCAUGGGAGCACCCAAGAACUCCCGAGAAGAACGCUAGCCAGAUCAAUGUAUGCGAAGUGUUAGAUCGAGCACAGCCGAAAGGUCUACAUAUGUCGUACACCUACGACUACGCCAACAAAUGGGUACACGAUAUAUCCAUCGUUGGCAUUGCUCCUGCGACGAAUGCCAUUCAGUGCAUCGAGGGAGAAGGUCAUGGUAUAAUUGAAGAUUGUGGUGGUAUACAAGGGUGGCAAGCAUUGCUUGAUGCUUAUAACACCUUGACGCCAACGAAGAAGCAGUGGGAGAGGAGGAAAUGGCUUGAAAAGCAGGCUCUCAAUGCAGAUCCCCAAGGUCUCUCGAAUGGAGGAGACAGAAGGUGGGAUCUAGACGAAGUGAAUGCAAGGCUUGGUCGGAUGGUCUGAAAGACGCCGCAAUGCCUUGCCGCAUGGAAGUCACUCUUGGGCUACCAAUUUCACGUGAAAAGUCGAACGCGCCAAAGACGUAGCUUCCUGAAACUCGGACGUUCCUCGAGGAUUUGGGAACAAACGCUGCUCGCUUACAAGAUCGAGGCCUUUUAAAAGGGUUUCGCAACUCUUCUAGCAGGCCGCUCCAGGCCCAAGAAGGAAAUGGUCCAAAUAUUAGACGCCUUGACGCGUACACUAGUCAUUCAUAACACCUCACAACUUGCACGGUUGCUGUGCUAGG
Messenger RNA from Pseudocercospora fijiensis CIRAD86, 1060 nucleotides. RefSeq lists its product as uncharacterized. Lineage: Eukaryota; Fungi; Ascomycota; Dothideomycetes; Mycosphaerellales; Mycosphaerellaceae. The transcript has 4 exons. The coding region runs from base 1 to 777 and encodes 258 amino acids. The record is from RefSeq and is a predicted model, not a curated record.